GUUCGUGAGCGCACGGCGGCAGUUCGUCCGGCAUCACCGUCGUCAACGGUUAUCGUCGCGUCCCGUGUGCCACUGUGCGUCUGUUCGUCCGUCCGUGCGCGCGAUCGUUUUCAUCGAGUCCAUGUGCGUCUGAUUCGUCGCCGCGCAUUGUUGUGAAGUGCGGUCCGUGUAAAUAUAUUUUCUCGUCGGUUUAGUUGUUUUUUUUUUUUUUUUUUUAAAUUGUUUUUGUUUUCCCGAAACGCCGUCGCUGUGGAAAUCACGCACGUCGUCGUCGACACUCGCCGCACAACGGAUACGACAAACCUUAGUGUCUCGACUCUACCGACGAAUUUCCCGCCAAAGCCGAAAUUAUUGCGGAAUUCAAUCAUAAUUCAAUAUUUGAAACAUAUCGAUUAAUUUGAAUUCAAGGAAAUCACUAUGCACUCGAUACAUGCUUAAUAAAAUGUAAUUGGAAUAUGGAACUUUACGAUAUCGGAUGGCAAGGAGUGGGAGCAACCAUUAGAUCGUCGGAUCGUAGCCGCCAGCUUUGAGACGUGUUGACUGUUGACGUCAUUGACAUCAUACACAAGUGCCAGCUGUUAUGCGUAAGCAAUGAUCUACCUUUAUACAUUGAUCACGCUGCUGUUGUGGGCGCCCAUCGUGUCACACUCGGCAUCCGAAUUGGACUGGGUCACUGUGUGCAACCAGCAGACGUGCCGGUGCAAAUGGGUCAGUGGCCAGAAGACGGCUGAGUGCAUCAACUCGGGUCUCACCAGCAUACCGAAGAACCUGAGCAAUGAGAUGCAGGUGCUCGAUCUGUCCAACAACAAAAUAUUGGAGAUGAACAAAGAUGUGUUCCGGGAGGUAGGCUUGAUUAACCUACACAAGCUGAUCGCCCGCAGUUGUUCAAUCGAACUUGUCGACAAGGACGCAUUCCGUGGCCUGGAGAUACUCAUCGAGCUGGACCUGAGCGACAACAAUAUUCACGUACUGCACCCGGCCACAUUCCGGGAUCCGUUCCGGUUACGCAAGAUUUACCUGAACCACAACCUUAUACAGCGAUUACGGAACGGCCUUUUCAACAAUAUGUCAUUCCUGCAGACAGUUGAACUUAACGCGUGCCUGAUUACGGAUAUUGAGCCCAAAACGUUCUACAACGUCACCAAAUUCAACAGCUUAGAGCUGAACGGCAACCAGUUGACUAAUAUCAAGUCGGAGGUCCUAGAGUCCGUGCCCAGUCUAAUAAACUUGGAAAUCACCAACAACCCGUGGCGAUGUGACUGCAAGCUUAGGCCUUUUAUGAACUUGGUUAUGAAUAAAAACCUCUACUUCAAAACAGCAUCGUGCGCCGAACCACCGAGACUGUUGAACAAGCUGUGGGGUGACAUUAAACCUGAUGACUUUGCAUGUCAGCCGGUCAUCCAGUAUCCCGCCCAGAGUUCCACAUUUCAGCUAGAUGACGACGAGCUAAUGACUAUCGGUUGUAAGAUUUACGGAGAGCCGAUGCCCAGCGUCCAGUGGGUGUUCAACAACCGGCCCAUAUCGAAUUACUCGCACGGCGAUUACAAAUUCACUGUAUACGAGAGCGUGGACAACACUAUGGCCAAGUGGAUAAAUCUGACCGUGUCCCGGUCCCGGUUGAUUGGCAAAUCCGAAUUCAAAUGCAUCGCGCAAAACCCUGCCGGAUUAGAAGAGCGCAAAAUCACCGUCAUCGUUCAGGGCAGUAGUAACAAAAGCAUCCUGGGUGGUUCUGUCAGCAUGAAAGAAUCGCUACCCAUCAUCAUUGGCCUGGUAGCCGGAAUUUUCAUCAUCAUCCUGUUGUUAAUUGUGUGCUGUCUAUGCUGUUACCGACGUCGGCCGGCGGGCGGUGGUGUGCUGUCGAAAAAAUCGCACGCCAACGGCUUUUCAAACGGCGACGUGCCCAACCAUCACAAUCAUGUCACGUCGCUAGUGUCCGAGCCAUCUGAACAGCAAAAGAGCCUUUUGGCCGUCGUGAAUCCGGUUCAAAAGCCGCCCAGAAGAUAUGAAUCGUCACCUACCGGUACCGAAAUGACUGAACUGAAGAGGAAUUUACUAGACGAGACAUCCGUCAGCGGCGAUGCUGACGAACAAUUUUACGGCGAGUCGGGUGACGAGCUGGCCAACAUCAUCGACAGCAGCGGCAUAAGCGGCGGCGUGGGCAACGGCCGUUCGUACCGGAAGGGCACGCACCCACCGGACCUGUUGGCGUUCCCCCGGGGAAGCGGUGGCGGCGGCGGCCACAGUUCGCCGGCCGGCAGCGUGGUGUCCACCGUCCCGUCGUUCCAGUCGCCGUUGCACAGUCCCAUCUACUCGGGAACGCUGCCGUACAAUCGGUCCCAGUCGCCGUUCAACUCGCGUCCCGCUCAGCCGCCGGCCGGUUACGUGACCAUUCCGCGGCGGCCGCGCGUGCCCAGCUGGGCCAGCAGCACCGGCGUCGGAGGCGCGUCCGCGUCCACGCCCACCGCCGGCCACUUGGACGACCCGCUGGGCGUGGGCCGGCUGUGCGAACCCGUGUACGACAAUCUGGGCCCGCGGACCACGGCCGACGGUAGUUCGGUGCUCUCGCUGACCAAAGCGGUGGCCGACUCGCCGGGGGCAGCCGUGCACAGGCCCAAGCCGCAAUACAGUCAGACGCUACCGCACAAGACCAAGCUGCACGGCAGCGGCGGCGGCGGUGGACAUCGCGGUCCGAGAUUCAACCCGGACGACGUGCAGGACAUCCGCAGAGUACCGUCGCCGGCGCCCAGAUCGCCGGACAAGGGGCCACCGUCGCAGGUGUCCGGCCUGCCGCAGCACAACGCGCUGCCGCCCAACUAUUCGCCGCUGGUGGAGAUGGACGCGAGGAACCGGAGCAGCUGGGCGCCGAGCCGAGUGGGCACUCCGGAGUCGGGCGUGCUCAAGCCGGCCAGCCAGACGAGCGUCAAGCGCAAGGUGCCACCCAAACCGCCUCCAAAGCCCAAAAUGAAGGGCGGCCCGUUGUUCGAGGACGAAGGCGAGGACGGUACCGAAGUCUAAGGUCCGUCCCGUCCCCUCCUCGCGCGUGCCACACGAACGAAUCCUCUGUACUUCCACGAUGAUAAUACAUAAUAUAUAUCUCUAUAUAAUAUUAUAUGUUAUUAUACGUACUCGUAUUUUGUUCUUAUAUACAUCAAUUAUAUUUACAUGUAUAUCGAUAACAUGCUAAUAUUUUUUUUCUCUCUUUUUUUUUUUUUGUUCGUUCACUCAUCAUAAGGCGUUGUACAUUUUUUUUGUUUUUCCAUAUACUUUUCGGCGGUUAUAGUCGUUUCAUUCUUUAUUUUAUUUUUUGUCCUUCCCACACAAAGUUUUUUAUAAAAAUAAUUUAUAAAGAAACAAUUGAAGCGUGUUAUAGUUAUAUAUUAUAUCGCGGUGCCGUCGUCGUCGUCGUAUAGUGUGAUUGUGCACGAUAUAGGUACCCAGUGUUUUUUUUGUUUCGUUUAAAAAAGUUUAUACAAAGAUUACCUCCUACCGAAGUUUUUAUGCGCAUACAUUAAUAAAUAAUUGAAGAACGCAUAGUGCGUUAGCCCCUCGGAUAUCAGUGGGAGUCCGAUUUAUAAAAAUCAAUGAAAAAUGCAUGCCCCUCGUGUAGGCCUAACCCACGUAACGACGUAUUGCGCACACAAUGUUGAAUAUAUUCUAUGAUAUGAGGCUGCUGGUUUUUGGAUUGGACGUGUUGUGUACUAAGAUAGUAUAUUUUAUUGUGUUGUAUUUUUUUUUUUUUUGUAUAUCUAUUUAUGUUGGUAAUAUUAUGUUUCUAUGAAUGAAUCAAUUUCGAUUUUGUCACUGUCA
Messenger RNA from Rhopalosiphum padi (bird cherry-oat aphid), 3807 nucleotides. It is a transcript of the gene kek5, whose product is annotated as leucine-rich repeat-containing protein 24. The coding region runs from base 592 to 3015 and encodes 807 amino acids. NCBI's taxonomy places the organism in Eukaryota, Metazoa, Arthropoda, Insecta, Hemiptera, Aphididae. Gene Ontology annotation, molecular function: protein binding. The record is from RefSeq and is a predicted model, not a curated record. The transcript has 8 exons.